Messenger RNA from Calidris pugnax (ruff), 12177 nucleotides. It is a transcript of the gene SV2C, whose product is annotated as synaptic vesicle glycoprotein 2C. Gene Ontology annotation, molecular function: transmembrane transporter activity. Bases 314 to 2497 code for a protein of 727 amino acids. The transcript has 13 exons. Gene Ontology annotation, cellular component: membrane. The record is from RefSeq and is a predicted model, not a curated record. Gene Ontology annotation, biological process: transmembrane transport; chemical synaptic transmission. Lineage: Eukaryota; Metazoa; Chordata; Aves; Charadriiformes; Scolopacidae.
CGGCACUGCAGCAGAGGCUUCACCGCAAGGCGAAGCCCGCACAAGCCACUCCGGUCCGCCCCCUCCUCGGGUCUGUCACGCUCGGCGGCUCCUCCGGGAGUCUCCUCGCUCCCUCCCCGCAGCCCCGCGGCGGGAGCAGGCGGCAGCGGGAGCGGAGGGAGCCGGGAACGCCCGGCAGCCCGCCCGCACCGGUUGAAGAUUACGGCUUCACGUGUAUUUGGACGACUUCUGCUGAUGUCCAACACACAAUAGAUGCUCUAAACAGUAUUCAGCAGGCCCCUUUUGCAGCAUAAAAACAAACCUUUGAGACAAGAUGGAAGAAACAUACAAAGAUAGGACUUCAUUAGUGAAAGGAGCAAAAGAUAUUGCCAAAGAGGUGAAGAGGCAAGCAGUGAAAAAAGUGAAUAAAGCUGUUGACAAAGCUCAGGAUGGCUACACGCAGAGGUCCUACAGCCGGUUCCAGGAUGAGGAAGAUGAUGAUGAUUACUAUGUCCAAGGAGGAAAUUAUGGUGUAGAAGCUAAUGAUGAUGAAGGCUCAAGUGAAGCGACUGAAGGGCAUGAUGAAGAUGAUGAAAUUUAUGAAGGGGAAUAUCAAGGAAUUCCCAACAUGGGGCAGGGCAAGGAUGGCAUGGUGGCCUUAGGUCAGCCUAUGCGUGAUGAAUAUAAGGAUCGUCAUGAACUGGAAACAGAGAGGAAAGCUGAUGAAGAAGAGCUAGCGCAACAGUAUGAACUGAUAAUACAAGAAUGUGGCCAUGGCCGUUUCCAGUGGGCACUCUUCUUUGUGUUGGGAAUGGCCCUAAUGGCUGAUGGGGUUGAAGUUUUUGUGGUUGGAUUUGUUUUGCCCAGUGCUGAAACAGAUAUGUGUAUACCCAAUUCUGGAUCAGGAUGGCUUGGUAGCAUAGUGUACCUUGGGAUGAUGGUGGGGGCAUUCUUCUGGGGCGGCUUGGCAGACAAGGUGGGAAGGAGACAGUCACUCCUUAUAUGCAUGUCUGUCAAUGGAUUCUUUGCCUUCCUUUCAUCAUUUGUCCAGGGCUAUGGCUUCUUCCUCUUCUGUCGCUUGUUUUCUGGAUUUGGGAUUGGUGGAGCUGUGCCAAUAGUCUUCUCCUAUUUUUCGGAAGUGCUUGCUCGGGAGAAACGAGGUGAACACCUGAGUUGGCUCUGUAUGUUUUGGAUGAUUGGCGGCAUCUACGCUUCUGCAAUGGCUUGGGCAAUAAUUCCUCAUUAUGGAUGGAGUUUUAGCAUGGGCUCUGCCUACCAGUUCCACAGCUGGCGAGUAUUUGUGAUCGUUUGUGCACUGCCCUGUGUGUCGUCUGUGGUAGCCCUCACCUUUAUGCCAGAAAGCCCACGGUUCCUGCUGGAGGUUGGAAAACAUGAUGAAGCUUGGAUGAUACUAAAGCAAAUUCAUGACACAAACAUGCGAGCUCGUGGUCAGCCUGAGAAAGUCUUCACAGUUAACAGAAUCAAAACUCCAAAGCAGAUAGAUGAACUCAUAGAAAUAGAGAGUGAUACAGGAACUUGGUACAGGAGGUGUAUUGUUAGAAUUCGCACAGAGCUAUAUGGUAUUUGGUUGACGUUUAUGAGAUGCUUCAACUACCCGGUGAAGGAUAAUACAAUCAAACUUACUGCUGUAUGGUUCACCCUGUCUUUUGGCUACUAUGGCUUAUCUGUCUGGUUUCCCGACGUCAUUAAACAUCUGCAGUCAGACGAGUACGCAUCCCGAGUGAAACAUUUCCGCAAUGAGGAGGUUUCCCAUUUCGUCUUCAACUUCACACUGGAAAAUCAGAUUCACAGCAAUGGAGAGUACAUCAAUGACAGGUUUAUUAUGAUGAAGUUUAAAUCAGUAACCUUCGAAGAUUCACUUUUUAAGAACUGUGUGUUUGAAGACAUUACUUCACUGAACACGUACUUCAGGAACUGUACUUUCAUCAAUACCACUUUCUACAACACAGAUCUUGAGCAAUAUAAAUUUGUUGACAGCGAAUUGAUAAAUUGCACAUUUUUCCACAUCAGGACAGGAUGCCAGAUUUCUUUCGAUGAUGACUACAGUGCCUACUGGAUUUACUUUGUUAAUUUCCUGGGAACUCUGGCAGUGUUACCAGGAAAUAUUGUGUCUGCUCUUCUGAUGGAUAGGAUUGGACGGUUAACGAUGCUAGGUGGUUCCAUGGUUCUCUCUGGCAUCAGCUGUUUUUUCCUGUGGUUUGGAACCAGUGAGUCCAUGAUGAUAGGUAUGCUGUGCCUCUACAACGGCCUCACCAUCUCAGCCUGGAACUCACUAGAUGUCAUUACUGUGGAGCUGUAUCCUACAGACAGAAGGGCAACAGGCUUCGGGUUUUUGAAUGCACUAUGCAAAGCAGCAGCUGUACUUGGAAACUUAAUAUUUGGUUCCCUUGUUGGUAUCACCAAAGCAAUCCCUAUCCUCCUUGCUUCUACUGUUCUAGUAUGUGGAGGUCUGGUAGGACUUCGGCUUCCUGACACAAGAACCCAGGUGUUGAUGUAACUGGAAAAAGCCAUUUACUAUGUAUUUCCUUUUUCGUACAAAUGUCAACUCUCCUGACUGAUGGUGCAAAGGCUUCAGAUUCUCAAUGCUUAUUAGAGUGUUCAGAUGUCAGAAAUCAAACUCAAAAGAUACUCUGGAGUGGCAGAGAUUUAGAAACCUCUGGAUGAAAGUUUUAAAUUUCGCUUUUGUUUGCUUGCAUACAUUGCUAUUCAAAACCACUUAACUUCAAACUGCAAAGCUACCUCUUAAAACACUUUCAGUGACAUGUCCAGGAAGGUAAAAACCAUACUGAUAAUUAAACAUCUAAAAUGCAAGAAGUCAUAUUAUUUAAAAAUAUGUGCUGGAUUUGGCCAUGCCAUUGUGAGCUUUUGUAACAGUACAGACAUGCAAGUCAAUUACUUAGCAGUAUUGGUGCAGAGAAUGUUAAGAUUACAUUUAUCAAUGCAUGUGGCAUUAAUCCGGAAAAUCUACAGACUGCACCAGUAUUGAGUAUACUGACCUUCUGCAGAUGUGCUUAGAUGGUAAAAUCUUGUGGCAAUGCCUCUUUCUUGGGAAACUUUUUUUUAGGUAAAUUCAAUAUCUAAAGUAAAGAUGACCAACUACACCCCAUAUUUGCUGAGGGGAAGGCAACAGCUACCACAAGGAGAUGAAAACACCUUGUGGAUAAGCAGCAAAGAGAAUAACAAAAGAGGCACUAGAGCUCUUUGCUGCUGAUCCUCCAGGAAAAAAAAAAAAGUUUUCUUCUCAUUUGCGACAUCUGGUAUAUUUUUGCCACUUUAAAACAGUGAAUCUGUCACUCUUCCAGGAGUCAAUCAAUGCAAAUAUUUAUGUUGUUGUAAGUGUGAAUAAAGGAAAAUUCAGGUCAGUGAACUAUAUGAAAAGUAUGAUGCUUUCAGAAAAGUUUGUUUUGUAUUUACAUUUCUAAUACAUUUUUCUUUGUGACAGAAUGGUUAUAAAAAUUUGUGGCGGUAAAUGCCACCUAGUAAAUUUAGCCUGGUCAUAACUUCAAUACAAAAUGUAAUGCAAUUAAAACAUUUUAAAUGAUUAAUUUUUUUAAAAUAAUAUUUAAAAAAAAAAAACAAAGAAAAGCAAUAAUAAUCACCAUUAUUUUCACAGUUCAUACACUUCUUUCUAUAAACUUUUUCUCAGCUGAUUUUUAAUAGUUCUAGAGAUCUCUCUCCAUUUAACACUUUCAAAUGUCACUCUGAAAAGCCACUAAGAAAGAAGCCAUGCCAAGGCUGUAGGGAGUGGUAAUGUCUUUAUUAGACAAAGUGCAGGAUGGAUGAUAAAUGGUGGUGAAUAUAUUCCUUCUAAGCCAUAUUCUGUGGACUGUUGUGGAUUACAUUAAAGAGUUCCUCACCGGUCCUCCUGCUGUGAAAAAGGCUAUAGGAACUCUUUAAAAUGUUAGCCCUGGAAAUUAAAUAGAAAUAUGUCCAUAUAAUUGGCAGACAAAAGGGGCAGAACCUUUGAUGAGAGAAACUGGCAUUGCUUUCAGUGGAAAUAAAACAACUUGUAUCAGCUGAUGAACUAUCUGCAGUUUCAAGUUUCAAAGAAAAAAAUUACUAUAAAACAUAAGGCUAAAUUUAUCAGUAUUUUUUCUAUUUAUAUCUGACAACAUUUAUUAGGUGGUUGUAUCAUUGCCAAAGAAAUUGGGCUUUUAGGUAAGGCCAUUGCGUCAAGUAGUAAAAUAGAUUUUUUUUCUCAUUUGUUACUUUUUCUCUUGCUCAUAUAUGUGAACUUAGUUGGGUAGUAACAUUUAUGGCUGCAUUCUGUGUCUAUCACGAUCUUAGUCAUAUUGAAAGAGUCAGUAAAAGUCCAAAUAAGAAUAUCAUACAUUACAUUUAAAAUUCACUGUUUAUUCUACUGAUUUUAGAAGCUACAUUUUUCAGUUAUUAAGAAAUGCCUGUGCUACACAUCAUAGCACCAAAAUGUUAGCCCAACACGUGGUUUUCUGCUAUUAACAAAUGACAAAAGUGGCUGAAUUAAAAAAAGCGUAAGUAAGGAAAACUAGUGGGCAUUUUUUUGAUGUUGAUCAUUUAAAUAUGAUGUAGUAAGAAACAAAGCUUAUGAAGUGUGUUUAUUUUGCAAUAUAAACAGUCAAGGUAUUGGAAAUUAAAUAUUUUAUAUUUAAAUCUGACUUAACCAUGUCUUUUAAAUUUCUGAACUCUGUUGAAAAAAGGAAAGAGGAAGAAUUAUUUUUCACAAAGCUCCAGAUUAAGAACAAAAUGCUAGCCUUAGUUAUGCAUCUGUGGCUUUUGUCCACUAGUCAUACUCUUAAUAUUAUUUCAAGGCUGUUUUUUCUAAUGAGAAUUAUAUUUGAGCCCUGUUUCUCUGUGCCAUUCGUUAAUAGCAUGUGUCCACUUCCUUGUACUUACUGCAAAAAUUUUGAAAUCUGAAGCCUCUGUACACGUUUGGAGUAAACAUCAACAGCAAUGGUAAAAUAUUACAUUGUCUUGCUAUGCACUGUCCACUUAAAAGUAGUAUAUUCUGUCUGUUUCUGUAUGUAAUUCUGAAGAACAUCCAGAUCCAAUGCUUCAUGCCACCUGACCAGUGUGGAGGAAAUGGGCCACAGAAAAAUAAGGUUCAGCUUCUGAGGGCUAUGGUUCAAGGUUAACAUACUAAAAUCUCAUUACAUAUAUAAUUGUGAUGAUUUCGAUGCUGAUUCUUAUCCUAAAUCAUGACUACAUCAAACGUAUGUGUUAAGUUUGGAUGAAAUGGAACAGAGCGACAACAGGAAUUAGUAAACAUGAACAAAAUUUCCAACUCCACAGGCCUUGCCUGGUCUGGGAUUAGAGGGAAAGUUGUAAACUAGGAAAAGGAAAAAAGAAAAAUAGCAGAUAGGAAAGGGGAGAGAAGUAAAUGGAAGAGAUAAACAAAGAAAAAAAUCCACACAAAUAUUUCCAACAUAUUAACCUAAACCUAAAGCUCUAAUCUCCCUAGCUGGUGAGCCAAUUGGCUCAACAGUUUUGAACCAGUGCACAAGCCAGCAUCAAAACUGAACAAUAAAUUGUUUGGCUUGAGUGCAGUAAGAUUCGUCUCAUAAAGGCAAAAGAAGCAAAUGCAAUUUCAAGCUAUAAAUACUUGGUUAGAUAGGUGCAAUCCACCGGCUGGAACAGAAAUGUUUAACCUAUGGAGAUCUGGACACAAAUGUUACUUAAGUUAUAAGCUAAAGUGAUUCGGCUGGUCUUUAGUGAAUCUGUCUUUUUUUGCAGCUUCCAAAGCAAACUCAGGUAAUAAAUACUGCAGAGUAGGAAUUGCACUUUCUUUCUGUGUCUGUUCAGUUAUAUCUCACACAAAGAGUCACUUUGUGGCCCGUUUAGAUCUCUGAUACACCACAGAGAAUGGAACUUGAUAACAUUUGUGUAUCAGAGCUAUCAAACACAUGUAAUCAAAACUGCUUAUUUUUCUGUUUUGAUCAUUGAACUGACUGACCACUAAUUGGAAAUGAAGUGGGAUAUAAGGUCUAGUGCUCUUCUCCUCAAAACGGAAAGGCUCAUCCCAACAAGAGCACUGACAAAAAGUACAAUGAUCCCCUGAAGACAGAGAAGACUGACAGCUUUUUCAAUAGUAUUAACCAUGAUGGUCGUCUACUUGAAAAUUUGAAACUUCUCUGCAAAAGAGAUCGUGUGUUUUCAUUUUUGGCAAAGAAAUUUUAUUUUAUUAGUUUUACUCCUUACAUGUUAUCAGUCAGUAGAGCUUCAUUUAGCAGACUCUAAUUUCUUGGAAGCAUCUUAUUUAUUGUGUUUGUACAUUUUAACCAGAUUGGCGAUAUUCAUGUUAGCAUUUUGUUGGCUGGGAGCACACACUACUACAUUUGGUAUGCAUUGUAUUGAUUGGUGAAUACGGACACCUAGCAAGGAAACCAGACUAGGUGCUCAUGGUUUCUGAAGUGCUGUAGGGGAUUGCUAAUUAAUGAUAUACCAGGAAGCUUUCUUCCUCUAUGAUUGAUUUUAGCCAGUGCCCUUCCAGAAGUGUGUACUACAAAACUUUGACAGGUGAAAAAGUGUUAACCCUCCUUCGUGAUGGCUUCAGUAAUCUAUUCUUUGUUCAUCAUCUUAGAAAAGUUGGCUGAAGAAAGACUGCUCCCUCAAGGUCUGAUCUCUUUCUCUUCAUGCCAUUCCAUUCAUUCCAUGCCAAAUUGCUUUUCUCACCAGAGGGCCAAUCUUAAAGAAAGUCAAAAUUUGCUGCUCCUGCUCUCACUUGCUUCUGACUUCAUGGUAACAUUCAGUAAGAAGGUUUGCCACAUAUCUUUUGCAAUUUGGCCAUCCCUUUUUAAACCAACAUGGAAAACAAACUCAAAAGUCCUACAGACAAUACCACCCUCUUAAGGCAGCCAGAAUCCACAUUUCCCUACAUAUGCAGAAGGCUGAGCUAAUACAAGGAGGGAUCUUCUCUCAGAGAGGCCCCUGUUGGUCUCCUUCUGCUGCGGGUGCAGAUAUGGCGGAGUCUUGUCGUCAGUGCACCUAGCUCAGCUACAUUUGGAGGAAAUGUUAUUAUCUGUUCUUGUUUUCUUUUUCUACCACUAUGGAGACUUAUCUUCAUGUAAUUGCUCUUGAAGCACAAUUGCUGAUCCCCUUCUUAGCAAUAGAAUGUAGUCCUCAUCCCCUCAUAUGGACCACCUCUCUGUGCUGGGCUUUAGCUCUCUUCUCCAUUGUGAGUUUUAAAACUAUCUUAAUUAGUCAGAGGAAGAUGUUUACAUCCAGUCGCACCUCUUUACCUAAACAAGAUGAUAUCAUGCUAAUACAACCUACAAGCCAUGUUUCCUGUUUAAUAACCUGGAAAUGCAAUUGAAAUUUCAAUCACAAUGUUAAAAAAUGAAUCCUUGCACUCUGGGGGUCAGAGACACAAGAAGUGAAAACAGAAAUGCUCCACUUCCUCUGGAGUCUUGAAAGAAAACACAUGUUUGAUAAUCGUAUUCCAGAAGAAAACAUGUCUGAGAGACUGCUUUUCCCCUGCAUUUCCUGCCUACUUGUUCAUUAAACUCACUGUAAAAUAUUAGGUAUUUGCCUGAAUUAGUACUUUCCAAUGCUGCUAGUUCAGGAAAUGCAGCAUGAAAAGACAGACUUUUGCCUGCAGUUUGGAAGUGAGACAGGGAUCAGGCAGUAAUGUGGAAUUUGCAGAGACAUGUUAGCCAGAAAAUCUGGAACUCAGUUCAGAACCUGAAUUAAAUACAAAGCACCAAUUUAUAAUGCUACUUACAGAUCUCCCUUACUUUCACUUACUCUCAUCUGGUCUACAACCAGUCCAUAUGCUGAAAUCAGUCUCAUUUGCUUUCUUUUAAUGUUAAUAAUUUCAACCAAGUGAGGAAAAAUAGUUUUUUGAUCCAUUAUGGUUAUCUGCAUUCUUUAGUUUUGUUCUUCUGUUUAUUUUGUACUUCUUCCUGCAAAGGAAGAAUCCUUCGAUAUUUACUCCUACUCUAGAUGCACAAGAUUAUUACAAAUAACUUCAUCCACAUUCAGGACCUUUCUUUGAUACAGUGACUUAGCAUGUCAGAAACAGACAAAAGUUAAAAUAUACCUGAUUAAUUUUCUUAUUUGAUACUAGCUUGAAUUACCUCCAAAGAUGCUGGCUUGUAAUAUGCAGCCAUGUUUUCUAGCCCUUGGAGUACCUCCUGUCUAACUGAAAAUCAAUAAAGCAGCAAUUAUUGGCAGCCUCCUCGCACAGCAUACACACAAGAAACAUUUACUAGGAACCAAAUACUUAGGAAAAAAAUGGGGAAAAAUACAGGUGUAAUUGCUUUCUGGGGUAAACAAUCUUCCCUACUUGACAAAGGUCUAGAAUAUGUUGCUCGCUUCUGACUAUGCAGUCCAAUAACCAAAGAUUGAAGAUUACUUAACGACACAGGUGUUUGGAUGAGGAUGACUUAACACAAAAGUAUUGUCCUUUCCACCUAGAGUAUUCAUGAAUAUACAUUUUAAUGCCAUAUAACCAAGAAGAUUUGUAGAGGUCUUGUCCCUGCUGUGGCCAUCAACACUUCUGAGCUGUAGCCAGACACAUCAGUCUGUAAGUAAGGGAGAGAUUGCUGGCAGGCUGGCUUUCAUCACUCUCUCCAUGGCUAGCUACCUAAGCUCAUUUCUUUUGGGUCCUCCAGAUCUGCUUUUUCGCUCAGUCUCUUACUUUCUCAUUUUGGACAUCUACCACCUGCUACUCAGUUUUCACCAGUAGUCCUGACCAAGCAAGUUGAAGCAACUUGUUGCUAAUGGACAGCACACACAACUCAUCACAAGCACAGGACUCUGCAGGAGUCCAAUUUCUUAUGUGUUCCAGUUUCAUCUGUUGCCACCUAGCAUUUCUUUCUGAUAAUAAUGCAUGUUUUCUAACCUAUAAUACAUGUCUUCUAUCCUCUUAAUGUCUGCCUUGUAAUAUAUGCCUGUUCCCCACCGGGUAUGCGAUAAAAGUCACUUGUGAAUUUCAUGUAGGCCUGUCUUACCCAGUUAAAAGUUGACCCUUUGAAAGAAGAGCAUCAGGAAGAAAUAAUAAAUAGAAUAAAAUUAAAAGAAAACCAUGAAGAGUAAGAUUUCAAGGACUAGGUUUCAAUUACUUUUAUUUUUGUCAGCUGUUUUCCUUAAAUCCUAGCCUGCAGCUAUAUAAUAUUGUAUAUUGUAAAGAAGUGUGACACAGACGUGAAUACAUAUGCAGACAUGUGUGGGUGAGUAUCAAAAUCAAAAUCUACACACAAACCUUCCUAUAAUACAGGUGGACAUAAGACUUACAAGCCAUAUUCUCGUCCCAUUCUCAAUGAUACUAAGUAUCACUUUCUACAUUAUGCUUUGAACACAAAUAACAUCCUGCUCCAUUCUUUGUGCAGAACCCUUUACUUAUUCAUGUGCAAAAUUGUUGGGAUGCCAAGAUUCAUCUUAGCUGGCCAUUACCUUUUGAUCAUUGGAAGGGAACUGCUAAAAUGGUCUGAAAAAUGAGCUCUAACUUAGCUGUAGCCUUUUCCCCUCUGCCACACUGUGCCAAACAGCAAAACAGCACAUCCUGCAAAGGCACUGGUCAUGUUACAGUGACUAAGAGACACAGCACUCUCAGAUACAUAAAAUCCUAAAAGCUAUGAAUUUUGUCUUAUUCAACUAGAAGUCCUUCAAAAAGCUCCAUGUGAAUUUCAACAUGUUAACUUCUUUGUAACAUAGGAGAAAAUGUCUGUGUCUUCCUGUGUUGUAUGUUUUUCAUUUGUACAUGUUUCUGCAUACAUAGCUGCAGUCGUCCUAGUAAUGUGGCUAAACAAUUGUUUGCUACUGUUGUUAUCAGCAAUCUUUGACCAGCCUGAAACAGAGCCAUUGCCAGGGUGUCUUUCAAUCAAUGAUUAACAUCCACAAAGAUCUUCUACAGUAAUUAGUGCAGUAUAAAGUAACUGUGGCUAUAAUUUGAGCAAAUCCAGGGUGAAAAUGGCAGCACGUGCACACAGAGCAGUGAGGGUAGGAGAGCUCUUUCGAAAGCUCUGCUAUUUCCUGCAUUUCACCUUCUGUCUUUGCAGGACAUCCACUCUUUCCAGCAUGCUUCCUCUGGUAGGCGCAUGCAUACAUGCUACAGAACUAAAAAGUCAGCAGAAGAAAGGGUGUAUUCCUUCCAAAGAACUUAAUGAUGUAUAUUUGCUGUAGGAAAGCCAUGUCUAUACUCACAUUAAAACACAGAACCAAACAUACACACAAGCAGCCUGCAAUUCUUUUUUUUCUCUAUGUGUUCUGUGAGUUGAUAAACUGAAUACCACCAGCCUAUAACAAACAUUUGGGAGGAAACUAUGAAAGGGUAGCAAUGCUCAUGUAAUAGUACUUCUGGAAAACAGUGGGUCUUUCCAAAAGGAAAACAUACUCACUGAGUGAGGCCGUAGCAUAUAGUCUCUAAGUGUGGUCAUGAAUGGACAGUUUAAAGUAAAAAAUUUCUGUUCAGGUUCAAAGUAGCAGUAGAUAAUACUAUCUUCUAUUUGGAAGUUAAACAUAGAUUAAAAUGAAUAGUUUAGAAGGAAAAAGAGAAUAUUAAAAUUUGGAGAGUGGUCUUACAAAACACACCCUGCCAUCAUCUUUUUGGACAAACCUUACAGCCCUUUCCUGUUUCUUCCUGUCACAAACCCCUUCUGAUAUGGAGAUUGAUUUUAUUAGUGCUUCACUAGUGAAAUGAAAGUCUUUACUGACAUUUGCAGCAAAAAGGAGAGCAGGCAUGAAAUUAGUGAUAUAGGAAAGCCAGCUCAUUUAUAAGGAGUUUAAAAAAUGCCCCAACAUGCUAGUGACUGCAUUUAUUGUCUUCCUAGUGGUUUAGGAUCACACAAAGUGCUACACGAAACUAGUAUUGUGUGUGUAAACUGAUCCCUAUUUAAAUCAAUGAAUCAAUUCACAGAAUCAAGAUCUCAGCUUUUUCUUUAAAAAAUAUUAAAUAUGUGAUUGCGUAUACAGUCAUGCUGGAAUUGCUGUUGUGAGAGAACUACGUUAUUUAGCCCUUAUUUUUAAAAUUAAUAAUUUUAGCCUGGCUUUUUCCUAUGAAUAUAAUGUUUCUCAAAGACUAAAAGGAUUUUUAAUAACAUCCCAUGCUGCAAGCCUGAUGAAUCAACUGACAGCCAAUUUUAGCCAUUUACCAUAGAAUAUUGUAUUAAAAAUACCAAUUAACACUUAAUUUUUUUUCUGUAUUACCCUCAGCUGCACUACGUUGUGCCAACUAAAUUGCAUCUCAUACUUAGCCUCAAAUAUAUGCCACAAUGUACUAUACAUCACUAGGUAUUUUUUUAAGUGAGCAGUUUCCUUUGCAGUGUAAUGACAUGUUUGCAGAAGUCAGGCAUCAAGGAUGAGAUACUGAAAGUAGAGUUCUUUGCCUUCACUGUAAUUUACUGACAUUGUCAAGUUACUGAUUUUCUUAAAAACUUGUUAGCAUUUUCUAAUGCUGAGCAACAGAAGGAAAACAUGUAUUCUUUGCUAGUUUUUUGUGAGCCAUUUUCUGCUCCUGGUUUCUCCUACUAAACUUCCACUCAAAUUGCCAAUUGCUCUGAGCCAACUAGGAGUACAAUUUUUCAAACUGUCUUUAGUGUACAAAAGCACUGGUGUGCUAGUGUGCAUAUAUUGUCAAGAAAAACAUAACCAUUUCUGACAGUCUCCAUUUCUUAACACAAGAAAACAUGUACAUAUUGUAUAUACAGUAAUCAGCUACUUUGAAGUCAAAUUCCCAUUUACACAUGUUUACUUCCAGAUCUGCUAAUCUGCAACAAGAUCUUGGCAAUGGUCCUGACCUCUCUGUUUCUUUCUUUGUUUGUUUCUUUACUGCUGUGUGUGAUCUCCUGUAAAGCAGGUUACAGUCAUCACUAUUGUAUAUAUGUGUUUGCAUGUGUGUGCCUUGAUAAAUUCUCUCUUUUGGAGUUCUGAAUUUUUCAUUUCAAGUCCAGCUGGUACAAUUGUGAACUCAUCUUUCCAGUAUGCUCCUCUGUGUCAGAUUGCCAACUUUCAAAAUGUUUGACCAAGUGUUUUGAUUAAGUUCCCUGAGGAAAGCUGUCUGUAUACUUGUGAAAGGGCAUGCUCUGUGUAGGAUGAAUGUGUACAGUAUAAAUCUCUAAAACGUGGAAGUGUUUAUAAAUCUAUCUGCCAAAUAUUUAUCAUCCAUGUAACAAAUGCAAAGUUAUUUAGUGUACAUCAAAUAAUGAAUGGGGAUAUUUUGCUUCACUAUAUUCAAAUAAAGAUUUGUUCUCUGCAAUGAAUACA